AUGGCCAGAACUUUUUUCAUCGGUGGUAACUUCAAGUUGAACGGUUCCAAGAAAUCUAUCAAGGAAAUCGUCGAAAGAUUGAACACUGCUUCUCUAGCUGACAACGUCGAGGUUGUCAUCUGCCCACCAGCCACCUACUUGGACUACACUGUCUCCUUGGUCAACAAGAAGCAAGUCACUGUCGGUGCCCAAAACACAUACGUCAAGGCCUCCGGUGCUUACACCGGUGAGAACUCCGUCGAACAGAUCUUGGACGUCGGUGCCAAGUGGACCAUCCUAGGUCACUCCGAGAGAAGAACUAUCUUCCACGAAGACGACAAGCUUAUUGCCGAAAAGACCAAGUUCGCCUUGGAUAACGGUGCCGGUGUCAUCUUGUGUAUCGGUGAAACUUUGGAAGAAAAGAAGGCCGGUAUCACUCUAGAUGUCGUCCAAAGACAAUUGAAGGCCGUCAUUGCCGAAGUCAAGGACUGGACCAACGUUGUCAUCGCUUACGAGCCAGUCUGGGCCAUCGGUACCGGUUUGGCCGCCACUGCCGACGAUGCUCAAGACAUCCACGCUUCCAUCAGAAAAUACUUGGCCAAGGAAUUGGGUGACAAGGUCGCUGAAGAAACCAGAAUCCUGUACGGUGGUUCCGCCAACGGUUCCAACUGUUCCUCUUUCCAAGACAAGGUCGACAUUGACGGUUUCCUAGUCGGCGGUGCUUCUUUGAAGCCAGAAUUCGUCGACAUCGUCAACUCCAGAGCUUAA
Molecule: messenger RNA, 747 nt
Organism: Huiozyma naganishii CBS 8797
Lineage: Eukaryota; Fungi; Ascomycota; Saccharomycetes; Saccharomycetales; Saccharomycetaceae
Gene: TPI1
Product: triose-phosphate isomerase TPI1
Exons: 1
Coding region: 1-747 (248 amino acids)
Biological process (GO): gluconeogenesis; glycerol catabolic process; glycolytic process
Cellular component (GO): cytosol
Molecular function (GO): triose-phosphate isomerase activity
Source: RefSeq, a predicted model, not a curated record